Molecule: messenger RNA, 2072 nt
Organism: Acanthoscelides obtectus
Lineage: Eukaryota; Metazoa; Arthropoda; Insecta; Coleoptera; Chrysomelidae
Source: the annotation of a GenBank genome assembly
CUUGUACCGGUUUAAAUGAUUUACAGCGCUCCUGUCAACCGUAAGCGCUUGUGGGCCAUCUUCUGAGCGCCCACGUCCCAUACAUCCAAAACCGGAAGUAACAACAGCUCCUGAGGCAGAAGACUCUUCAAAUACUGGAUCCGAAACUGCUUCUACAUCUACUGCUACUACUGAGGCUGUUGCAACGACAAAAUCAAUCACACCACCACAAUCAACACUUGCAUCAGAGCUCAAAACAGUUCCUAUUGAAACCACAAUAAAUGGAGAGGUAUCUACAACUGCCAACCAAGUUUCGGUAUCAGAAUCAGACGCUUCUACCCCACAGCCAACUGACGCAUCAAGCAAAGCCUCUAUAACGGAUUCUGGAUCAACCAUAAUAUCGGUAAAACCAGCUUUGGUAACAGACUCAGGUGCUUCUACCUCACAGUCAACUGAUGCGACAAUUAAAUCCUCUACAACGGAUCCUGGCUCAACCACAACAUUGGCAACACCAGUUUCGGCAACAGUAUCAGCAGCUUCUACCCCACAGUCAAGCAAAGCAUCUACAACGGAUUCUGGCUCAACCACAACACCGAUAAAGCCAGCAGUUUCGGCAACAGAAUCAGCAGCAUCUACCCUACAGUCAAGUAAAGCUGCUACAACAAAUUCUGGCUCAACCACAACACCGAUAAAGCCAGUUUCGGCAACAGUAUCAGCAGCUUCUACCCCACAGUCAAGCAAAGCAUCUACAAUGGAUUCUGGCUCUACCACAACAUCGAUAAAGCCAGUUUCGGCAACAGUAUCAGCAGCUUUUACCCCACAGUCAAGCAAAGCAUCUACAAUGGAUUCUGGCUCAACCACAACAUCGAUAAAGCCAGUUUCGGCAACAGUAUCAGCAGCUUCUACCCCACAGUCAAGCAAAGCAUCUACAACGGAUUCUGGUUCAACCAUAACAUCGAUAAAGCCAGUUUCGGCAACAGUAUCAGCAGCUUCUACCCCACAGUCAAGCAAGGCAUCUACAACGGAUUCUGGCUCAACCACAACACCGAUAAAGCCAGUUUCGGCAACAGUACCAGUAGCUUCUACCCCACAGUCAAGCAAAGCAUCUACAACGGAUUCUCGUUCAACCACAACAUCGAUAAAGCCAGUUUCGGCAACAGUAUCAGAAGCUGCUACCCCACAGUCAAGCAAAGCAUCUACAACGGAUUCUGGCUCAACCACAACACCGAUAAAGCCAGUUUCGGCAACAGUACCAGCAGCUUCUACCCCACAGUCAAGCAAAGCAUCUACAACGGAUUCUGGUUCAACCAUAACAUCGAUAAAGCCAGUUUCGGCAACAGUAUCAGCAGCUUCUACCCCACAGUCAAGCAAAGCAUCUACAACGGAUUCUGGCUCAACCACAACACCGAUAAAGCCAGUUUCGGCAACAGUACCAGUAGCUUCUACCCCACAGUCAAGCAAAGCAUCUACAACGGAUUCUCGUUCAACCACAACAUCGAUAAAGCCAGUUGAUCCGCCAAAUUGUUACACAGUUGGCAAAGGAACAUAUCCAGCUCUCUAUUGUAAUCUGUACUACGAGUGUCUUGACAAGGGAGUACUCCAUGUCUUCGAGCGCUACAAGCGUGCUUUAAGGAGGUGCGAGGGUGACUUGAUCUACGAUGACAGCUCCAAAAGUUGCAUUGUUGGAACCUGUACUUCGCUGUCCGUGGCUCCGUAUUGUGCAAGAUCUGGAAAACACCCUGCAGAGAAGUGCAAUCAAUUUUACCAAUGUACUCGUAUCGGUUGGCAUCGGCCUAUCUUCGACUACGAGCUUCAACUGAAGACGUGCGGGUUUAACAAGAUAUUUGACCCACGUAUAAAACGGUGCGUGCCGGGUUCUUGCCGAUAGUCUACGUAGUGAUAGAAUUUGUUUCUUAUGGAUAUGUUAAUAAAAUUGCAUUGCUAUCUGAUGUUUUUCCUUUUACUGAAAUUUCAGUUGAGAAUUUACAAACGCUACUUGUUAUCAAACGUUGCCUUUUAUCAGACUGCUUAAGGUGGCUCCGACGCAGUGAGUUUCAAGCCAUUUACAAGGGUUCAGCUGCUUCAAAACUGAC